Molecule: messenger RNA, 2706 nt
Organism: Pecten maximus
Lineage: Eukaryota; Metazoa; Mollusca; Bivalvia; Pectinida; Pectinidae
Exons: 7
Coding region: 1-1059 (352 amino acids)
Source: RefSeq, a predicted model, not a curated record
AUGAAAUAUCGAACAAAUACAAAGAUAAUUCCGUACCGCUUGGAAAAGACAGUGUGUAAUAACACAAACAGACAGUUUGAGAGAUUCAGACUGAAGACUACGGUAGGGUAUUCUUCCCAUCAAACGUGUCGCCGACCUAGAUUCCGCUCAAAACCGUGCCGGUCAAAAUGCUGGAAUUUUUGGGCAGAAAAUAUUUACUCAGUGGUGCUCACUGUCGUCUUCCUAGCUAUCAUACCAUGGGGGAGGAAUGUUUGGUUGACAGCGGACACACUGAUUUCACUUGCGUUUGCCGCUAUAUGUACUCUCUUUCCUGAGCGGUAUUUGAAAUUUCAGGUGGACGGUGUGGUGGAUGGCGUUCAUGUCCAUAUGUUACGCCUUUUUGGGCUGAUGAUCCUGGGAACAUCAAUGUUCGGCGGUUGUGCAUUGAUCACAAAAGAGAACACAACAAAGACCUCCAUUCUAUGGGGAAGGGUCAUAGGACUGGCCAUUUACAUCAUGGCUAAAACACACAGCUUCAUGAAUUUGAGAACUGGAACUACAUGGAAUCCAAUGGCAUUGAAUUUUGGUAUCUAUGGAGACUGUCUGUGGUUGCUUGGUAACCUGAUAUAUGCUGUGAGCAGCACAGACUUUGGUGGAGCUAAAACCUCCCAUGGGUCGCUGAACAUGUUCCUUGGAUUUGAUUUUGUACAGACAUUCCUGUUUGCAUUCCUCUUCUUCACCUUUCCUGGACCCAUGUUAGGUUUCCAGUGUAAAGAGAAGCUAAGGGGCCUCCACCUAUGCAUCAUCCGUAUGUUCGCAGCAUUCAUUUUCAAUUCAGCUGUCAUCUCUGGAAGGACUCCUAACUUUCCUUCACUAACAGACAAAGUCAACUUUCUUACAAUUAGACUUAUCGUGAAUGCCCUUCUAGUGACAGCACAGCUGUAUACUCAACUGACCACAGACUACUGGACACAGUGGCAUAUCUACUUUGGGAUGGUUGGCAUGUCCAUCUGGUCCAUUAAUGCUGCUAUCGGCUACUCAAGGGCCAUCAAUGCUUUAAAGUCAACCAAAACAGAGUGACGUUGGUUUGUGUGGUUAAUACAUAAUAAAUGUGCAAUCAAAUGAUUCAGGUAUAAAGGGCUAUAUUUACACCGUUUGGCGUGGAAACCAUAAUUAUUAGGUAACCAAGAUCUCAAUGUGUGUUGUGAAAUCAUCAGAGACUGUCCAACAAUGUGUGUUUGAUUUGAAAUUUUUUUUUAAUGUUGUAUCUGAUAAUGUUUUGUGUGAGCAUUUUUUCUUUAUUGUGCAAUUUGACUUCAUGUAAAUGUUUGGUUUUUUUUUUCGGUGUAGAAACUCUUUAGUCUUAGAUUAUCAAGAUACACAAGGUCUCAAACCAAAAGUGCUACUAUCUUAAUUAACUUGUGGCCUUAUUGAUAUCUGUGUAAAUGAUUCAGUAUAGGACUUGCUUAUCUCAGAAUUUGAUGUCCAAAAUAACUCUGAAAUACUGUAACAUGCUUCUCAGAUUACUGUAAUUAUUCACAAUAUUGUGAGGUGAAUAGUGAAGAAACAUUAGUGUUAAUAUUGCGAGUUUCUGGAUCAAUAAUGAAGGUUAUUACUCUGUAAUAAGCUACUGUGGGACAUGUGUGCUGUUCAAGACUAGUUACACUCAUUUCAUUCAGCAAUUGAUCAUACCGUACAUGUUGCUGAAUACACAGUUUACAUAUACAUUAUACUGGUACUUAAGUCUUCAGAAGACAAAGAAGAAAACUCAUAUCUCAAGAUCUUAAGUUUGAUGAUUGCAGAGUUACUUUUAAUAGAUUUCAUCUUGACAGUUAAGCUUUAUAUAUCAGAUUUUUAAUCUCAUUGUGUCUAAAUGGUGGUAUUGCGGUAUGAAUGCAUUAACUUUUUGUCUCUGUGUGAAUUUUUGUGACAUCUUUAAUAAUUUUAGUCAUCAUGUAUAAACUAAGUCAUCAUUGUACAAACUACCAUUAAAUUUUUCAUUUUGCUGGCCCAAAACUUUCAACUAUUAAAUGUCUAUACUAAAGUUUAAAGGAAAAUACAAUCCUAGAAAAUUAACAUUUAAUGUGAACCAUGUGUUAUGAAAUGGAAGCCUACCAUUUACUCUGAAGAGUAAAACAUUAAUUUAUGCAUGCCCAUACUUCAAUCUUCAAGGUAUUGCAUAUUUUAUUUUCUAGAAUAGUCCUUCAGUUAGGACACCAAGGCAAAACUGUAGAUUUUAUGUUUCAAUGCAAUCUCUGUUAAACAUUAAUGACAAUACUUAAAAAUGCUUUAAUAGUUUGACUCUCAAGCUUAAUAUAAAAAAAUUUUAACAGAUCAGUGCAAUAAUGAGUUGGCUACCAACAGUAUUUGUCUUAAGAAACAAUAUACAGUAUUGAGUAUUAUUAUCAAACUGAAAUGAAUGAAAUGUUUUUGAAUUUGCCAAUAUUAUGAUUACAUACUGCUCAAGUUUAACUUCACAGUAUAUGGCUGCUAAAAAAAGAUGCAAUUUAUAAAAGAAUGAUCAUGGGUUGUUGCCUUGAAUUUAAGAUGAAGGCUCUUAAUAUUUCAGAAAAAUAUUGAUCAUUUGCAUAAACAUAACUUCUUAAAUUUUGUCAUUUCUAUAGACGAAAUAACCAUAUGAUGGUGGAAGUGUUGGCCGGCAAAUAUAACUACUGUUAUUUGUAGUAUAAUCAGAUUAUUACAGAAAAUAAAGUGGUGUUAAAAAUA